Molecule: messenger RNA, 281 nt
Organism: Pterocles gutturalis (yellow-throated sandgrouse)
Lineage: Eukaryota; Metazoa; Chordata; Aves; Pterocliformes; Pteroclidae
Product: USP6 N-terminal-like protein
Exons: 4
Source: RefSeq, a predicted model, not a curated record
CUUCUGACAUGAAGAAAGAUAUAGAGUCUUUAAUAGCCCAGGAGAAAGCAGAGAUCGUUGCCAAGUAUGAGAAGGGCAGGCAGGAAGGAGCGCGCAUUGACCUGUGGGAAGAUGCGGAUUUCACGCUGUAUAAAGUCACGGACCGGUUUGGAUUCCUGCACGAGAAGGAGCUGCCGACCCGCACAGCCUUGGAGGAGAAGCAAAAACAGCAGGAGAUCGAACGUGUGGACAAGUGGCUAAAGAUGCUGAAGAAAUGGGGCAAAUACCGCAACAGUGACAAG